Molecule: messenger RNA, 794 nt
Organism: Daktulosphaira vitifoliae (grape phylloxera)
Lineage: Eukaryota; Metazoa; Arthropoda; Insecta; Hemiptera; Phylloxeridae
Product: nucleoside diphosphate kinase 6-like
Exons: 4
Coding region: 129-647 (172 amino acids)
Biological process (GO): GTP biosynthetic process; CTP biosynthetic process; UTP biosynthetic process
Molecular function (GO): nucleoside diphosphate kinase activity
Source: RefSeq, a predicted model, not a curated record
UUUUUUUCGCAAAAUUGGUAUUAAUUUUCUGUUAUUAUUUGUUACUCUUAAUUAAUCUAUUCUGUAUUUAUUAUUUGACUUAUGUUUUUAAAUAAUUAUUAUGGGUACAAGUGAUACCUAUUUAUGAUAUGACAAACCGUUUGCAGCUUACAUUGGCAAUUAUUAAGCCUCAUGUGGUGUCAUAUCCAUUUUCAUUAAAUGAUAUUAGAAGAAUAAUUAUUGAAAAUGAAUUCUAUGUUAUACGUUCUGUACGCCAGACUCUAUCUAAAAAACAAGUAGAACAGUUUUAUGAUGAACACAAAUCACGAUUUUUUUACAACAGACUUAUUACAUUUAUGACUAGUGGUCCAUCAGAGUCAUACAUUUUAGCUAAAGAUAACUCUAUUAUGCAUUGGCGAAAUUUAAUGGGCCCUACAAAAGUAUUUCAAAGCCUUAUAAGUCACCCGAAUUCUAUUAGAGCUAUACAUGGACUUACAGACACUAGAAACGCCACUCAUGGAUCAGACUCUGAUGAAUCUGUUCGCCGAGAAGUUGGAAUUAUAUUUCCUAAGUUUUCAUUUGAACACUGGGAGAUAAAUGAAAAACCGCAUUUUAUUAGAGGAAAUAUAAAAUUUAAUGAAAAACAAUUUUGUCAUAAAAUUAGUUAGUAAUUUUCUCAAAUCAUCUUUAUUGAUAAAGAAAACUAGAUUUUUAUAUAAAAUUAUUUCUUUUGUUGUUAAAAAUUAUCCACUAAACAUUUAUAUGUUAUUGAUUAUAUUGAUUGGUAAAAGUUACCUAGUAAAUAUUACUUUUUU